AUGAGUAAUCAAAAACAAUUUCAGAUCGAAGAGUUCCUUCCCAUCUACAGCCAAGCAAAGAAAGAUAAGGAUCAGGGUUGUUACGAAGACUUCUUGGAAUGUCUGAAGUUGUACGACAAGAACGAGAAUGGACUUAUGCUUGGCGCUGAGCUAACACACACCCUCUUGGCUUUGGGUGAAAAACUGAGUGACGCUGAAGUCGAUGAGGUAGUUAAGGAUUGCAUGGACACCGAAGAUGAUGACGGCAUGAUCCCCUACGCACGUAACAUUCCUGAAGAAGGUGAUGGCGUAGAAGACCACAAUCUCGUCAUAUCUUUAGUUGUAAGAUCCUUUCCUACGGAAAAUGUGCGACGGAUGGGGUGCAAAGAAAGAGGAGGAGGCGGCGCCCGCGGAGGGUUAAGCCCCGACGUCACGUCCUAGCCGGAUCCCGGACGCCGGUCGCCGGACGGCGCCCGCGCAUCAGCCCCGCCGCCCGCCGGUCGACGUCCACCCCACCCCGCCGCACAGCCCGUAUACGUCAUCUUAGAUACGGAGUCAAACCCUUUUUUUAUACGCAACAUCAAUAUUGUACAAUUUACUAUCGAUGACUGUACAUACUAAAGUAAGAUUAAAUUAAACUACUGUAAAACACACGUUGUACGUGUCUUUUAAAUUUAUUUAUUUAUUAAGUUCGUUUAUAAUGGCAAAAUACAUAAAAAAAACCGUAAAUUAUUUUAUAAUAAAUUGUUAAAAUGCUCGGUCUAGUCUCUAUUGAUUUGACAAGUUCUCACUUUAGUUUUUUCAUUACCCUAAAUAGUUAAAUUUGAAUGGAAAAAUAGGCAAAUAAAAUAUCUCAUUUCAUAUAAAAGAUAAAUACUGAAAACAAUUCAAAGUUGAUGAUGUUAAUAUGUUGAUUUAAGUAAUGACUUGAUUGUAAAUAAUUUAGUUUCAUGGUGAAAAUACUUUUGAAAGGGAGAAUCUUCGCCCUUUCUUGCAGAAUCAUACUAAAAAGUCCUGUAGUAUUCUGAGACUAGAAAAUAAAAUGAAUAUUUAUACUACACGUAUAGCUUGUUACAUAUAAAAGUGUGAGACGGGAACAUAUGAAAAUGAUAUCUGGUUAGGAGGUUAUGUAAUCAAAAACUUAUGCAAAAAUAUUGUAUCAUUUAGUAGUAAUUGUGUAUAGCACCUACUAAAAUCUGAGCCCAAUACCCAGGCUCAGAUAUACAUUAGUUGCUAUACACAACUGUUACCAAUUGAUACAAUAUUUUCCUCAAUAUAAAUUAAAUACUCUCCAUGUUCCAUGUGGCUCUUAAAACCUUUGGCUCUAACUGUAUAUGUUUGAAUUUGAACAAGGAUUUUAUAAAAAUAGGUUUCUUCAACUAUCACCAUCAGCCUUCUAAUGGAUUAAAAGGGCCAUUCUUCAUUUAAUUAUAAUAAUAAGAAAAAUCAUUGACAUAUUCAAAGCUGUCGAUAUACCCAGUGUGGUCAUUCGAAACUGUCUUUACCACGCGUUUCCAGUGCGAAGUCUAUGUUAAGAUGCAAUCGAGAUCGACAGCACGUGGUUUCCGAAGCAGGCAGGAGCUAAUUAGUUAUUAAUUUGACCUCUUUUUGGGUAAUACCCUAAAACUCUGCAAUUACAAAUUGACAGCGCUUUCAGUGGCAUUUAAGUAU
Diatraea saccharalis (sugarcane borer) is the source of this 1650-nucleotide messenger RNA. The record is from the annotation of a GenBank genome assembly. NCBI's taxonomy places the organism in Eukaryota, Metazoa, Arthropoda, Insecta, Lepidoptera, Crambidae.